Messenger RNA from Telopea speciosissima, 1220 nucleotides. Its product is annotated as shikimate kinase, chloroplastic-like. Gene Ontology annotation, molecular function: shikimate kinase activity. Gene Ontology annotation, cellular component: chloroplast. The record is from RefSeq and is a predicted model, not a curated record. NCBI's taxonomy places the organism in Eukaryota, Viridiplantae, Streptophyta, Magnoliopsida, Proteales, Proteaceae. The transcript is spliced from 11 exons. Bases 173 to 1087 code for a protein of 304 amino acids.
CAAAAAUUUUCUAACGCAGAACUGUAAGCAAUUCCGGUGAUCAUCCAAACGCGUGGGAAGAUUUGGUCAGCUCGGAUCUCUGGUUCGGUAUAUGAUAGAAAUCUUAGUUGAAAUCGGUUAUUGUUCUCUGGUAAGAGGAAACGACCUGUAGCUUUCGGCAGGUAUUGGGAGCAUGGAGGCCGCUACUGCCCCGACCUUGCAGUUUCCUGCAUGGAUUGGCCAAGAGAAGAUCGGAAGGAAAACAAAUGGUUUCUUGCGGUUUUCUCAUAAAUGCAGGGAGGAGAAGGGCAUUCGUAUGCUUAAAUCAAGGGAUUUGCAGUGGAGGAGUGCUUCUGCUCGGCCUAGAAUUCUUGUUUUGGAGGUUUCGGCUUCUUAUAAGAAUUCGCCUGCUUCGGAAUUGGAAUCAGGAAAGGUAUCUACCUCCUUUGACGAAGCUUUGAUUUUAAAGAAGAAGGCACAGGAGGUUGGACCACAAUUAGAUGGGCGUUGCAUUUAUCUUGUUGGAAUGAUGGGCUCUGGUAAAACAACAGUUGGGAAGAUUCUAGCAGAAGAAUUGGGUUAUUCUUUCUUUGACAGUGACAAAUUGGUGGAGGAGGUUGUGGGUGGAACAUCUGUGGCCCAGAUAUUUAAACAGUAUAGUGAGAGUUUCUUUAGAGAUAACGAGAGUGAAGUAUUACAGAAGUUGUCUUUGACGCGCCAGCUAGUUGUUGCCACUGGUGGUGGUGCGGUGAUUCGGCCAAUCAACUGGAAAUAUAUGAAGCAGGGUAUCACAGUCUGGUUAGAUGUGCCUUUGGAAGCUUUGGCAAGGCGUAUUGCUGCUGUAGGGACAGAUUCUCGCCCUCUUUUGCAUGGAGAACCGGGUGAUGCUUAUUCAAAGGCAUUAUUGCAACUCUCAACGCUUUUCAAAGAGAGGGGUGAAGCAUAUGCCUAUGCCGAUGCCAGAGUUUCGCUCCCUCAUAUUGCAGCCAAGCUGGGACUUAAUGAUGCAUGUGAUCUCACACCAAAUGCUAUUGCUAUAGAGGUCCUUGUACAAAUCGAGAAUUUUGUAAAGCGUGAUGAUGACACGUCUGUUGCAAGGAAUUCAUAGCUCUCGCUCUGGUUUUGGCUUCAGUUUGUAGUAAUCCUUUCUGCCCUUACCCGUAUUUAUUCAGUGGUGGUAUUGUUGCUCUAAUGUACAGAUGGAUAAGAUGUUUCAGCCUACUUGUAUAAUAUCUUCUCUU